Molecule: messenger RNA, 1581 nt
Organism: Tricharina praecox
Lineage: Eukaryota; Fungi; Ascomycota; Pezizomycetes; Pezizales; Pyronemataceae
Exons: 2
Coding region: 140-1255 (371 amino acids)
Source: RefSeq, a predicted model, not a curated record
CGCCACUUCUCCUUCUCUUUCCUCGCAACCACUUCUUCUUAUCCAGCUACUUCUUUUUCUUUCGACUUCAACCUACUACUUCACUACUACUACUUCUACUAUUACAUUCAUAUAUCGGAAAACAAGCAAAAACAAGGUCAUGCGUUUCUCCCCGUUAUUGCUCUUCGCCCAGGCGGCGGCUUUGAGCAGUGCCUUCCUUGUACCUCCGGAGAUAAGCGAUGCGGACCUCAAAGACCUCAACCUACUGAACCCCGCGGGGGUUGGCUCGGAGCUUCCGCGGAUCGUUCGCGUUUCCUGUGAUGGAUGCAAGUACAAGGAGGAGGAUGUCAAGUCAGAUCUUGUCUUUGACUUCACCCUUCCCGACCAUGAGCACCACGCUAUGAAACUCAACGGCAUCCCGAUCUUCCCCAUAGAGAGCAUCGACCCGGCGCUGCCUCUCACAGCAGUGCAGAUACCGCAGGAGGUGGAUACCAUCGUGUACGUGGUUGAUCGCGAAGAGUUCCCGGUUGUGAAACUCGACAACUCGCGCCUGAUCACCACGGACGAGAUCACGGAGGACGGGAGCAAGAUCUACACGCUUGAGCUCAACGUUCUGGCUGUCGCCGGUGCUCCGGUUAUCAUGCAGGGCAUCGAGAUGAAGGUCAACAUGUCGCCCGACGGAGCGCUUAGCUUUGGAUCAAUCCGUGCCAUCCCUAAGGGAGAGGGCUGCGGACGGAACUUCAAGUGUCUGGCGAACAAAAUGAUGUCGAAGCUGCGCAACAUGAAGACUCCCUUCACCAAGACCAAGGGCGGCAAGGUCAGCAACUUCGGCUGCGGCGGUAAUCCUAUUGAGGGUCUCGACAUGCCUCACCCACCUCCCCACGGCCGUCCCCACGAUAAGCCCCACCACGGUGGACACCGUCGCCCUCACGGUCAUCACGGCCACCACCGCCGUCCCCAUCACCGCAGCAUCAUCAACCGCAUCCUGACCCAGGUCCUUCUUCCGAUCCUAGUUGGCAUCGUUGUGGGUCUGACCGUCUCUCUCGUCGGUCUGCUCGUCGGACACGUCUUGGUGAGCAUGUACCGCAAGGUCAAGGGCGCCAAGGGUGAACGCCGCAGCCGUGGCUUCUUCUGUCGCUACCGCUCUGAGCGCGAGCAUCUGGUUGAGUCGGAGGCCGAUGGCGAGGUCGAGAAGGGACUGCUGAAAGAGGAGGAGGCCAUCGAGUGCCCACCCGCGUAUAUUGAGGAGGGUAUCGAGGUCGCCGAGAAGGAAUAGUUUAAAAACUCUCGUAGCAUAGUCAUUUUUCUUUUGGUUUCGCAUUCCAAUUCGUUCCGCCAAGUUUUGUUGGUGCAUUUUGGGGGGGUGCGGUUGGCUGAGGUUCUUUUGUUCUUUGUGCGGCAGAGUCGGAGAGGAGAUGUUAUUCUGUUGUCUGGUUCGCCUGUUGCCAAUGACCUCUGGUAGCCUCAGUGGUUACGUCAGGGUUGGGUUCAAAUUCAUUAUGGAUUUUUGCUUUUAUCUGAGUAAAAUCGUGAUAUAUCCAUGACGCUAUGCUACUUGUGGAUAUCCCACCUCCCCGCAAUGAAUGAACUGCUGUACUCGGA